Molecule: messenger RNA, 3093 nt
Organism: Linum trigynum
Lineage: Eukaryota; Viridiplantae; Streptophyta; Magnoliopsida; Malpighiales; Linaceae
Source: the annotation of a GenBank genome assembly
AAAUUGUAACCAAUCGUGGCAUUCCUCCCUGGUUCUUCCCUUUCCUCCGACUCGGCUUCGAGUUGGAUUCUCUCCCGUGCUGCUCCGCCGCGGUCUACGCCGCCGCACCUCCAUUUUCACCCUCCGGUUGGUGAUCGGGAUAUCUCCAGCUCUUCAUUUACCGCCCGUACUUUCUGACGGAAUCAAAUCACGCCGAGGCCGCCCAACGCCAUUGGGGAAGAUCCGUACUACAAUCUAGACAGGAGGUCAAUAAUGGUGAGUCUCAAAUCAAUCAAUAUUGCCUGCUCUCGUUAUUAUUAUCAUUGGUAUGUGCAUUCUUUCAUUUUCACAAAUGAAUAGCAAAUCGAAUUAGGAAUGUCAGCUUCUGAACUUUUCUCGGAAUUUCGAAUUUAGGGUUGCGGCAUGUGAAUUUGUUUGAAAAUGCAAAAUAUUCGAAUAUUCAUUGAUGCGGAAAUGUUGAAGUUCAACUUUGCUUGUUCUUGCUAACCUAACAAUAGGGAACAUGGAUGGGGAAAGGAAAUAAAAAAUUGGGAAGAAGACAUUUUGCUACGUUCUUCUUCUUCUUCUUCUUCUUAGAUAAACACCACAACCCAUGUGGAGUUAUUGCUUCCAACUAUUAUGUUAAACAAUUUUAUCCCUAGGUUGCUUUAUAUAAUGCUGAAUUCGACCUUUUCCAUUAUUUGAUCCUAAUGCACUGGUGCAUGCAAUACUUUUGUAUAUACUAUCAACAAUUCUCCAUAAUAUUAAAUCUUAAACUCCACAAUGAACACUGCCCAAAAGUCCAAUCCCCAAUGGUAGGCAGGUUUUCUUUAUUUUUAAUGCGGAGAAGCGAAUAGAAAGCAUUCAAUAUGCUGUUAACAAUUCUCCUCCACGACACUGCAAGUUCAUAGCCCACUUACCAGGCACUCUGCUUGCUUAUUUCUGUUGUAACCACCAUAUGGAAGGGUCAAAGUUAUAGCCCACUUAAAGCUGGAAACGGCCAAUUCAGUGUUGGAACUUGUCCACUUGUCAGCUUGUGUCUGAUUUGGACGACUUUGGUGACCCUAUUCCUUGGCCUUUUUCCCUAUAUAACAGGGAGGUCUUCAUUGGAGCAGAAGCAACAGGCAGAAGAAGAUGGAAAUGAUUGGAAGCAAGCAGCUCAAUAAUGGAGAAAUGAGGCUUUGAAAAUCCUGGACAGACUUGACAGCGGUUCCAAAUCCAGGUAUAUUUUGGUGCAAGUUGAACAACUUUUCUACAAAUAGGAAGCAUUUGAAUAGUGAAAGCUCUUUCUUCUCAUCUGAUGUCCUAUUCAUUAGGUUGAUCAUGACUUCAUGAGAGUACUAGUCAGUAAUAACUAACAAGUAAGGAUCUUUCUUCCCAAUCAGUGGGAAGUGGAACAUAGAUUAGAUCUAAUUUGCAGGAGUUGAGGCCUCUUUCUUUUUUUCUUCACUUCCCUUCAGUUCCCCCUUUUUUGGUUUUAUCUUGUGUAGAAAUUAGAAUGUUUCCAGGAAGAAACACUGGGAAGGUUUAAGCAACUUCAUUGGUUGCAUCUGGGACCUACAUGUCUAUAAACGUCAUUAGAAGAGUCUUAAUCAAUAAAGUUUGCAGCAUAUAACAACAUAAGGGAAAACUCUAUUCAAAGAACAAAAAGCAGAACCAAUCCCCACUCACUCAGCCUGCCUUUUUCAGCUUUCAGUUCACCUUAUCAGUAAAGGAACAAACUUUGACCAAAUUGAAAGAUACUGAUGACUAUUAAUGACAGUUUCAAGCAAAAUUAGUCCUGACCCUUUUGUUGUGCUUUAUUUCACAUUGCCAGAAUGAUGCUUGCAUUACGUGGCUGUUUUUUCAAACAAAAGAUCAAGAAACAGACCCGGUAUGACGCCAAUGCUCGUCUGGCUUCAGAGACUCCUUUCACGAUCAAUGAAAUAGAGGCUUUGUACCAUCUGUUCAAGAAGCUAAGCAGCACCAUAAUUGAUGACGACCUUAUUCACAAGGAGGAAUUCUUAUUAGCACUUUUCAGGAGUAGGAAUACUAACAACCUUUUUGCUGAGAGGAUUUUUAAUCUGUUUGAUAUAAAGCACGAUGGAGUGAUAGAGUUUGGUGAAUUUGUUCGCUCGUUGAGCAUCUUCCAUCCUCGAGCUUCGGUAGCUGACAAAAUAUCAUUUGCAUUCAGGCUAUACGAUCUUAGAGAAACUGGCUACAUAGAACGGGAUGAGUUGAAGGAGAUGGUACUUGCUAUCCUGAGUGAAUCAGACUUAACACUUUCCGAAGACACCAUCGAGUCCAUGGUCGAUAAGACACUUGCAGAAGCAGAUUUGAACGGUGAUGGAAAGAUUGAUGAACAGGAAUGGGAGGAACUAGUAGCAAAGCAUCCAUCUCUCAUAAAGAACAUGACAAUUCCAUACCUAAGGGACUUGACUGUUGCAUUUCCAAGCUUUGUUCUGAACACUGAAGUUCCUGACUGAAGGCAAAUUGUAACUGUCAUUCUCCAGGAGAACUAAUAAAAAAGAGACUUGCAAGUAUGAUAUAGCAUGUCUAAACUUUAUAAUGAAAGCAUUCUACAAUAUUUUUUCCCUUCCUCUUAGCUUGUAAAAGGUGAAAUCUGUGUACUCUAAUACUUCCUUGCUUCCUCUUUUCAACAGAAUGAAAAGAGUGUAGUUGAAUACCCUAUUGGGUUGUUUUUUAUUUAAUAUCCAUUAUUAUUUAUGAUGAAUAGUUUUCUCUUUUAUCUUCUUAGCUAGCAUGUUAUCAGUUACGAAUAUAUUCACGUCAUACAAGUGAAAAUAUCAAAAGUAAAUUACAACUCAUAAGACGAAUUAAAAAAAAAAAAAACACAAGAAUUCAUAUGUAAUGCAGUAUUACAAAUACCGAACAUAUUGAGGGAGAAAAAAAACUAAACUCCCAAGUAUCAGAACAGACAUUUGCAAUGUUUGGACAUGUAUACUCUACAACAUCCAUAAAUUGUACCAUCUGUUAUUCCAAUCUGCAGCUCUUACAAUAGUGCGGUUUGGACUUUGGAGUUCAGCAAAUUGCCACAAAAAAGCAUAUAAACCAAACCCCUCGAUUUCACCAUCCAUCCAAAACCAUGAUGGGGAAAAAAGUUCUCUGAUUCGU